Messenger RNA from Choloepus didactylus (southern two-toed sloth), 663 nucleotides. RefSeq names its product cone-rod homeobox protein-like. Lineage: Eukaryota; Metazoa; Chordata; Mammalia; Pilosa; Megalonychidae. Gene Ontology annotation, biological process: regulation of transcription by RNA polymerase II. The transcript has a single exon. The record is from RefSeq and is a predicted model, not a curated record. Bases 1 to 663 code for a protein of 220 amino acids. Gene Ontology annotation, molecular function: DNA-binding transcription factor activity, RNA polymerase II-specific; RNA polymerase II cis-regulatory region sequence-specific DNA binding. Gene Ontology annotation, cellular component: nucleus.
AUGGACCCCUCACCGUCCUCAGGCCCCCAGCGGAGGCUGCGGCAGGAACGCACCGUCUUCAGCAAGGAGCAGCAGCAGGAGCUGGAGAGGCGUUUCGCCGACUGCAAGUACCCAGGCUACGAGGCGCGCACGGCCCUGGCGGCCAGGCUCAGCCUGAACCAGCACCGAGUUCAGGUGUGGUUCAAGAACCGCCGGGCCAAGUUCUCCCGACAGAUGAAGCAGCAGCAGCAGCGGCAGCGACCACCGGGGCAGCUGGACGGGCAGCUGGGAGCCCGGGGUGCGCCGGGCUCGUGUCCCGGAGCCCCUACCCCUGCUCCUGCGGGUCCCGAAUUCCCGGUGGGCGCAGAUGUCCGCAGCCCCCCUCCGCCCAGCCCUUUGGGAAUCUUCGCAGCCCCGGAGCCCGCUGUCUCCAGCCAGGGCCCGGCUUGGGGGACCCCUGCGCAGGGCACCCCGCGGAGCGCUCCAUCUGCGCCAGGUCCCGCCUGGGCUCGGGACCCCCGCGCCACGGGCUUGUUGCCAGACCCUGCGUUAUUCCCCGACUUCACAGAGCUCCUCGCACCCCAAGACCCCUUCCGGGGGUCUUCGCUCCUCCCGAAGACAUCUGGGUACCAAGCGGCGUCUGGCUUUGUGGACGGAAACGACUCAGCACCAAGACAUUACUGA